This is a messenger RNA of Aspergillus heteromorphus CBS 117.55, 2162 nucleotides long. Its product is annotated as DEAD/DEAH box helicase. The record is from RefSeq and is a predicted model, not a curated record. Gene Ontology annotation, molecular function: DNA binding; hydrolase activity; ATP binding. The transcript has 2 exons. NCBI's taxonomy places the organism in Eukaryota, Fungi, Ascomycota, Eurotiomycetes, Eurotiales, Aspergillaceae. The coding region runs from base 6 to 2066 and encodes 686 amino acids.
ACCGUAUGCGCCAAAGUCUGGGCCUAUUUCCCGUCUCGAUAGCCCUCAGGGCUCUGCGAGGUGCGUGGAAGCCUCGCACGUCGAUCAGGCCUCCACGCGCACGCUUCAAUUCCACAGCCCCCCUCCAGGCGGUUGGCGCAUCCCCCAACGAGUCGCCGGAGCCGCCUGCGAUAGUCCUCCGAGACUACCAGGAAGAUUGCAUUCAGUCGGUGCUGGGCAGUCUGAGACAGGGACAUAAGCGACUGGGGGUCUCACUGGCGACAGGUGCGGGAAAAACGGUCGUCUUCACACAGCUGAUCGGACGAAUACCACCGCGCAAUGGCCACGACAAGACGAUGAUAAUCGUGCAUCGGAGGGAGCUGGUCGAGCAAGCUGCUCGGCAUUGCCGUCUGGCCUACCCCGAUCGGACCGUCGAGAUCGAAAUGGGGAACACUGUCGCGACGGGGUCAGGGGACAUCAUCAUUGCCUCCAUACGGAGCCUCACCUCGAAGGAUCGAAUCGAAAAGUUCGACCCAAAGCGGUUCAAACUAAUCCUGGUGGACGAGGCGCAUCACAUCGUCGCGCCAAGCUAUCGCGUCGCAUUGGCGCAUUUUGAUCUGAACGAGCCAUCGCCCAACUCUCCUGCCCUCGUCGGGGUAUCCGCCACAUUCUCGCGCUUCGACGGGCUCAAGUUGGGGGCUGCAAUCGACCACAUCGUGUAUCACAAGGACUACAUGGACAUGAUUGACGAGAAAUGGCUUUCCAACGCCGUUUUCACUACCGUCCGGUCCCAAGCAAAUCUCUCCAAGGUCAAGAAGGACAGGUUUGGCGACUUCGCCUUAGGCUCUCUUUCCGAGGCUGUCAACACAACGCAAACCAACGAUAUCACCGUGCGUGCAUGGCUGGCCAACGCACGUGAGCGAAAGUCCACCCUGGUGUUCUGCGUCGACGUCGAGCACACCAAACAGCUUACCGAGGCGUUUCGCGCUGUAGGUAUUGACGCCCGGUACAUCACAGCCAAGACACCGAGGGAAAAGCGAGAUGAGCAGCUGCGCGCAUUUAGGAACCAGGAGUACGCCGUGCUUUUGAACUGCGGGCUCUUCACGGAAGGCACCGACAUCCCGAACAUCGACUGCGUGCUGCUCGCGCGGCCCACGCGGUCCCGGAACCUCCUCACCCAGAUGAUCGGACGAGGCCUCCGGCUCCAUCCCGGCAAGAAGGAUUGUCACAUCAUCGACAUGGUAGCCACCUUGGAAACAGGGGUCCUCUCCGUCCCGACGCUAUUCGGACUCCACCCGGACGAAAUCCUGAAAGAAGAGCACGCGCGAGAUCUGCGAGGAAGGAAGUACGUUGUGCCCGUCAACUCAGCAGACCCGGACUCCAACCUCGAGCCCACCGCCGCCAAUACCGAAACGUCAGAGAACCUCAAAAUCACCUUCACCAAAUACGACACGAUCCACGACCUCAUCCACGACAUGAAGACUGACAAACACAUCCGCUCCCUCAGCCGGUACGCCUGGGUCCGGGUCGGCGAGCACAAAUACGUCCUCUCCGACUCGACCGGCUGGCUCGCCCUCGAAAAAGAGAACUCCCCCUCCCCUCCCCCCUCCCCUCCCCUCCUCCCCAAGAGGAAGUACAAGACGAAGAAGAAACCAGACCCCCCGCAGCCACACUACACCGUCAGCCAGGUCACGAAAUUCCGAGACCUCAUGGACCUCGCCCAUUACACCCGUCCGCGGGUCAUCGCGACAGCAGAAGACUUCGAAUCGGCCGUCCGCGCCGCCGACACCUUCGCUGCCUCCGAGUUCGAUGAGCGAUAUAUCUCCACGCGACAGUCCUGGCGCCACAGCCCCGCCACCGACGCGCAGACCGCCAUGCUGAACAAGGCCAAUAUCCGGGACGGGCUGAUCAAGUCGGGGGAUCUGACGCGCGGGCAGGCCGCGGAUCUGAUCACGAAGCUGAAGUUCGGGGGGAAGAACCGGUUCGCGAAGAAAAGGAAGGAAAGACGCGCGGAGGAGGACAGGGCGCGCGGUCUGGAGGAGUUGAGGAAACGGGGUGAGGUUCGCGUUGGGCCUCUUGACUCUUGACUUGAGGAAUGAUGGGAUGUUUGUCUUGCAUUCAUCUCAUUUCAUCAAUUUGAUUAUAUUGGGACUUAGGAUAGAAGGAUGGAGUAUCAUAUCGAC